AUAUUAAUAGAGUUAAAAGUCAGACUGUGGGUUGGCAGGAGCGGUUUUCGAUGCUGGUUGAUGUAUAUUGUGUAUAGAAGCAACCAAUACUACCACGAUCACCAUCAUCAAUGCGGCGCGGCGAGAAGAACUCGGAAGCCCGCAUGCUCUCGCUCAGAGUCAGAACUCCAUCCAUAGUCGGAGCUGCUGCCAAGUGACUGACCAGUAUCCGACUGGCAGCGGUUCGAUCAAGAACAAUCUUUCCGAGCGUACGUGGUUCCUGAUCGUUUGUUAUGGUGCCGUUGUUGUUUUAAGUGGGUGAUUGCGAAAUUUUGGGAAGUUGUUCUGUUGGACAGCCAAUGAGCAGUUGGAUUCAGUGAAUGGUAUUGUAAAUGUUUAUGACAUCUCUUUAGUGUUAUCCGCUCCACUCGGUGAUGCGCUGUUGGAUUUGUUGUGUUUCGUUUUGAGGAAGAAUCUACCUGUGUGACCAAAUGAGUGUCUGUUGAUGCAAAGCAGCAAGGACUGCCGAAGAUCUUGCGAAAACAAAAAUUUCAGAUGCAUGCGUCAGUGCAGUGGAGUGUUGAACAAAUCUGGCUAGUUUAAGAUCAAAGAUCAGCAUGUUGCCCUGGCAGUACGUCUAGUGUGUGGUGAGUGAGGCAGUAUAAUGAAAGUGAAUAAAGUGCAGUUUUGAGAAACAAGUUUUACUGGUCGAGUAGGGGGUGUACAUAUUUGGUCCGAGCCACAUGCUAGUUAGAUCAUUGUGCUGCAUGGAAAACCAAACAGAACUUUUGGGACUGCAAGCGUGAGCUGUUUUAAAUUUGUGCUUCCAACGACUCUCGUGCAAAUGAGGAGGGUAUAUGCUGUCGAGAAGAGCUGCCGAAGAAAAACGGAAAACAUAAGGAAAGAAAAGUGCUCAUUGCCGUUGUCUUGUCGUCAUCACCACUGUUGAUGGUUAGAAGGCCCUCCCUCGGAGCAGACGGGGAAGAAAAAUUGUGAACAUCACAGAAACGAGACGAGGAGAGUGCCACUGCGCCGUGUCUGUCCCAGAAAGGCAUUACUUCGGACUCUACUUCAGGAAGAAGAGCGUUUUGCUGGUGUUGUUGUGGCUAAAAAUAAAGUGUUUUAUGUAAAACCGAAAUGCAGCAAAUUGUCGUCCGGAGCUAAUCUAGCAAUAGACGGUGUGAGUUGUGAAGUGUGACGUGAUUAGGGGAGGAAAGACGUUUACGAGAUCAGAGCGAACGUGAGUGCAUGAGUAGUGCGCGAUCCAACCGACACGUGCUGCUGAGUUGUGAAUGCAGUAUUGACUCGUUGGAACCGCACGUAACCACAUCAAUUUUCUUUAUUGCUGACAAAAGAAACUGAUAGCAUCGAACAUUCGAACCACAAGUUGGUCCCUCGAGCUGACCGCGGCUACACUUAUGACCCUGCACCCUGCAACGGACAACCCCAUCUAGACGAUGCUGCCGUGAGUCUUGAAAAACCAGAUCUAUGAGUGGAAAUCGGUGGCUUCACUUGGAAUCAUUGCACUAUAGUAAACCGACAGUAGCGGUUGCACGCCGUCACAGAAACGGAAGCCACAGGGAGGGACAACGCCCCCCUCCAUCCGACGGGUUAUGACGAAGCUCAUUGUGCUCAACGUGCUGGGCACACUGGUUGGACCGUUAUUGGUGCUGACGUUUCUGCUAUCAUCACUGGAUAGCUGUGUAGGGCAGCGCGAAUCGCAACUGCGGCUGGGGAAAGCAAUCAACAUCUUCAUCCGGUAUGGCUAUCUGUCGAUAUCGAUGAAGGUGAUCUCGUACAAUGAUAGCGAGACGUGGCUGUUCAAGGAACCGACUAAAAACAUUUUCAAGGGCCUCAACCAAGUGAAGACCGAAGAGUACGAGGUCAAACCGGGCGUCUUCAAUGGCGACUUUCAUAUGGAGUUCUGCGACAACAAACGCCAACUGUUUCAGGCGUACUUCAGAGACUUUCAAAUCGAACGACUAGACAGCCCGUGGAGGGCCUACACCGAAGGCUGGCACACGGAAAUCGCUGCCAAAAAGCUAGGAAUCCAAAGCAAAUACCUCGAUCGGGACGACUACUGCUACGUGCUGGUACGGGUGUCGCGGUUUCGAGAUAGCGCCAAAUUCACCAAGCCCAUUCCGCCGAAUCAGGUGCUGGAAAGUGACGUACAGCGGAAGAUCCAAACGGUAACGGUCGGCGAUACGACGUCGGCCGUGCAGUUCAUGAACAAGUACGGAACUCACUAUAUCAAUUCGUACGUGACAGGAAAUUCGCUGUAUCAGGUGUUUGUGUUCAACAAACGCAACUACGCGCAUAUCAAGGAGAAGCUGAAAUCGCGAGGCGUUUUGGCACUGUCCAAAGUUGAUCUGUACGAUCAUUUCGCACCGUGGUACGUGGAGCACAUGGGCAAGAUCCGGUGCGCUAGCGGGAACACCACUGUAGAGGCAUGGGCUUCUCGGAAGCUGCGGUUGUCGUACUAUGUAUUCACGUACAGCAGUUUGCUGAAGCUGCACGGGGACGGCGCUCUGCUGAGGAUAUUGAGCGAACUGCUGCAGAAUGAAGCCAUCUUGCAGCUAGAUUUGAAAUCACUCAGCGUGAUAUUCAAAGAGCCCCAGAAAAGGGCAUGGUUCGAAGAGAUACUGGACAACUAUCUCAAACUGUGGGAGGUCAAUAUGUAGUCAAGUAAUGCAAGAAAGCUCCUUAAAGUCCUAUGUGGUUAGAGUAAGCUAGUUGACGAAUAAGUAGGAAUUUUAACAUAUGUAUGUAGGUAAGCCACAUGCGCGUUUGUCGUGCAAUGAAAGUAUUUAUUGAGAGAAUGUUUGGGAGACGAUUUCUAAUGUUUGACUAAUACAUUGUAUGCGCUACAGUGAAUACAAACUGUAGCAGUGGACAAAUUUUCCAAACAAAGCAAUGAUCGUUGUUUAAUGGUACACGAACUUUUGUUGUGGUCAAAUAUUUCCUAUAAACUACAACAAACCCAGUGGCAGUCUAUUCUGCAUAUUUAUAUCCACGAGAAACGUCUGAACAUCAAAACAUUGAAUCGAUCUUUACUUCACUUGAUUGCUUGAAGCUUAAGCGUGUCUCCUAGGAUUUCGAAGAAAAUCAGUCCAGUGACUAAUAAUUUGGGAAUGAGGUUUAUUUUUCAAUUGAUAAAGAUUUUCAAAACAAUUCAGAACAUUUCCAUAUAAUUUCUUCAAGGUUGCAGAUGGAAAAACUAUUUGCUUAACGGACUCUUCUUCUUCCUUCCCAAAUCGCCAUCAGACACGGCUGAAUUCGUUGCGAACAAAAAUAAAAAUGCAAACACGUGCGCUUCCCAAAGAGACAAACAAGCUAAAGCUGAAUGCUAAGUCAAGUAUACAUCAACAUGAUCCAACUAAAAAAAAAUACAAACACAUCUUGGAUAAGGACUCUUAUUUAACUUCUGCUAUUAUUACUAGCAGUUAAGUGCCAAGCAAUCCAAUGUACACAGGUGGAACAGUACACGAUUAAGUGGACGGCAAACAAUUAGACGAGGACGAAACAAAAAGCAAUCAAUUUCAAACUACUUCACUGCUGUGAUAGAUUAGAUAAUAACUCUAAGUAAGAUUCCCCUUUGCCGACCUUGGGAAGCAUGUCAGAAGAAAAAAAUAAAUAGAACGGAGAAGAUUAGGAAGCACCAUGAUGCCGGAACAGAAUCUAGAAUUGGCCGACAAAUCCCGAUUAUUUCAGCAGGCAGCGACGUGCAAUGAAAUCAGAUGUUCCUUCGGUUUGUAGAGCUCACGAUCUGUAAGAGUAGAAGGCUAUCAAAUGAGGGGGAUGAGCAUUUAAUUUGCCCGUAAUCGGAAAGCUAGAAGGGAAAUAAUCAUUAGCGAUAGAGCGAAUAGAGAAUCAAUGUGUAAUUAGACGUGAGCUAGCGAGCUAUUAGUCUUUCAUUGAGCAUGUAAAUAUAAGAUAAACACUAAUAAAAAAAACAGCUUUAAUCUUGUAUGAUUA
Messenger RNA from Ochlerotatus camptorhynchus, 3954 nucleotides. RefSeq names its product torso-like (gene tsl). NCBI's taxonomy places the organism in Eukaryota, Metazoa, Arthropoda, Insecta, Diptera, Culicidae. The record is from RefSeq and is a predicted model, not a curated record. The coding region runs from base 1593 to 2660 and encodes 355 amino acids. The transcript is spliced from 4 exons.